Molecule: messenger RNA, 11936 nt
Organism: Podarcis lilfordi (Lilford's wall lizard)
Lineage: Eukaryota; Metazoa; Chordata; Lepidosauria; Squamata; Lacertidae
Source: the annotation of a GenBank genome assembly
AUGGCAAGCGUGCUCCUCGCCCAGCAGUUCCUGGACGAAACCUCCUGCCCCAUCUGCCUGGACUAUUUCACAGACCCGGUGAUUCUGGACUGCGGGCACAGUUUCUGCAAAGCCUGCCUCACCAUGUGCUGGAAAGAAACCCAGAGACCGGCAUCUUGCCCCCAUUGCAGGCAGGUAGCCCAGAGAACCAGCUUCAGGCCGAACCGGCAGCUGGCCAACGUGGUCGAAAUAGCCAAGCAGUUCAGCUCUCAGGCGGAGACAACCGAUUGCGAGAGACAUGGGGAGCCCUUGGAGUUUUUCUGCAAGGUUUGUGCAGCCCCCAUCUGCAACGUCUGCAAGAGGUCGCAAGAGCACAGCGAACACGCCUUGAUUAAUCUGGACCAGAUUUCACAGCGGAUGAAGGUAGGAAAUCUCCUUCAAGCAUCAAUUCUCAGAACUGUGUCUUAGGUUGCAUGAGCACUCUACCUGGAAAGCCCAUUUUCCCCUUCAAAGAAUUCUGGGCGUUGUAGUUGGUUCCUGAGAGUUGUAACCCUGCGUGGGGUGAACUAUAGCGGCCAGAAUUCUUUGAGGAAGGAGAUGUGCUUCAGAGGUCUAGCUUUAAUCCUCACCGUGCUAUGAUGUAUAGAUGGUACCUAACGCCAAGCAAAUUAGCCAAAAUAUAUCGUAUUUUUUGCUCUAUAAGACGCACCAGACCACAAGACGCACCUAGUUUUUGGAGGAGGAAAACAAGAAAAAAAAAUUCUGAAUCUCAGAAGCCAGAACAGCAAGAGGGAUUGCUGCGCAGUGAAAGCAGCAAUCCCUCUUGCUGUUCUGGCUUCUGGGAUAGCUGCGCAGCCUGCAUUCGCUCCAUAAGAUGCACACACAUUUCCCCUUACUUUUUAGGAGGGAAAAAGUGAGUCUUAUAGAGCAAAAAAUACGGUAUAUAAAUCAACGUCAGAUCUUUGUUGGAAAUGUAAAGAAGUAGAAGUAUUGUAUAAAUAAAAGUUUGUAGGGAGGUAAAAAGAAAUUAUAUAAGAAAUAUGUAACUGGGCGGUAUAAAGUAAUGGAUAGAUAAAGUACAGUGAGAUUAAUUGGAAGUCAGUUUUAAAUUUCUUCUCUAUAAGUUUUAUAAUUGUGUUCAAUACCAGGAGUAUAUACGAUGAGAAUUAUAUUAAUCUUCUUAUAUCUUAUAGUGUGGUGGUUUGUUUGAUCCUUCUGUUAUUUGUUUGAUUGACUGUAUGCUUGUUUACCUGUAUAUACAGCUGUUUUUUCAUUAAUGUGUUUAUUUUAAAUUAAUAAAGAUACAUUUUUUAAAAAAGAAGAAGAAGUAGAAGGCUCCUUUUACCACAUGUGGCGGACGCGCAAAGUAGCUAAGGACUUUUGGGAGAUUGAUUUAUAAUGAGUUGGAAAAGAUAUUUAAGGUAGCUUUCCCAACAAGACCGGAAGUGUUGUUGUUUGUUUCCUAAGGUUAACUGGAGCAGCCUUUUCCAUUUGCAGCUUCUGCUUAAAAGGGGGUAGCUGAGUCACCUCCAAAGUGCACAUCUGUCCUUUAGCAUGAGAAAAGUUGAGCUACAACACACUUCACCCCUGAGAAUAAGGCCAGGGCAAAAGGUUAUUGCAGUGAUGGAGAAACCUGGCCCUCCAGCUGUUUUGGGACUACAACUCCCAACAUCCCUAGCUAACAGGACCAGUGGUCAGGGAUGAUGGGAAUUGUAGUCCCAAAACAGCUGGAGGGCCGAGUUUCGCCAUCGCUGGUUAGCGGUUUCCAAAGAUGGAUUUGUUAUCAGUAGGAAGUGGUGUCGUUGAUUUUGCGGCUUAAUUCUAUGUUUUUAUAUUGUAAAGUGCCCUGUGAUCUUUAAAUCUUCAGGCAGAGUGUAGCGUUUAAAUUUAAUACAGUGGUACUUGAGGUUACAUAUGCUUCAGGUUACAGACUCCGCUAACCCAGAAAUAGUGCUUCAGGUUAAGAACUUUGCUUCAGGAUAAGAACAGAAAUCAUGCUGUGGCGGCGCGGCGUCAGCAGGUGGCCCCAUUAGCUAAAGUGGUGCUUCAGGUUAAGAACGGUUUCAGGUUAAGUACGGACCUCCGGAACGAAUUAAGUACUUAACCUGAGGUACCACUGUAGAUGUAAUAAUUAAUUGCCAAUGGAUUAUGUAGUGCGGAGCCUACUAAUAGUUCUUUGGUGAUGGAAGGAAUCGGGAGGAAGGAUUCCACUUAUAAAUGGAAUUAAGAUUUAUUAAGGAUUUCUGACUCUUAAUUGUUUCACAAUGGCGCCACCUGCACAUUUGGAGCACUAUGCGUUUAAUACCAUUUCAACAGUCAUGGCUGUUCUGGGGGCUGAACGUUGUUAGGAGACUCGCUCUUCUCCUCACAGCUACAGUUCUCAAAAUUCCCAGGGAAGAGGGAUUGGUUGUUAAACUAGGGUUCUCAUAUUUCAAAAAAGUGAAAAUCUGGACACAAAGGUGUUGAGGUGUGGGGUUUUUUGGCAAAAUCUCCAAAAAUAUUUUAAAGGAAUUUCCCCCUCAGGCAUUGUAGACUUCUGGAAUUGUACCUCUGAGAGGCGAAUGAAGGGGUCUCCAAACAGCUCUCAGCACCCUAAGCAAACUACAGCUCCAAUAAUUUUUUUUGGGGGGCGGGAAGCCAUAACUGUUUAAAGUGGUAUGGCAGUACUUUAAAUGGGGAUAAUGACAACAGCAAAAAGACCCUUUCUUUCUCUCUCUCCACACACCCAUCAAACUUCUGAAAUGAGGAAGCUUGUGGGGCAAAACUGGGUUCUUGAAAAGUGUGGUUAAAAAAAAAAAAAGACUAAUAGCAUGUACACAUACCCCACAAAUGAAUAAAAAUGAACGCUCAAUAAAGACUGGACAUAAGGCACUUCCAAAUGACUUGUUUAUUGAGCAUUAAUUCUGAUUUGUUCGGAGGCUAUUUGAUUAGCGUUAAUUCCGGUUUAUUUCUGGGGAAGUUCAAUGACUUUUAUCCCAUGCUUUCCAGUGCAUUUCCUUGUCACUCUCCUUAUUGCAAAAAUAAAAAUAAAUCCAAUAUUUUGUGGGGGGAAUUGUGUCUGGGCAUCAAACUGGCUGAUUUCUCACAGCUCAAAAAGCCUCAUUUUGUUUUCCACAGCAAGGAAUCCCGACUCGGGUGCAGUUUCUGGUGAAAGAGAGACAAGUGGUUAGGGAAUGGAAACGGGCUGAAGAAGAGAGGAUCAAGGCAUUUCCGGUAGGUCUUUGCUGUUAUAGUUCCCACACUGGGGAUGAGUCCUGGCUGGACAACAGUUCUGUCAUCCUGGAUAUGUAUCCCGGCAGAUAUAUCAGGCUGUGUUCACGUUUGUUUGUUCUUAAUGAUUUUUAUUAAGUUUCUAGGGACACGGGUGGCGCUGUGGGUUAAACCACAGAGCCUAGGACUUGCCGAUCAGAAGGUCGGCGGUUCGAAUCCUCGCAACGGGGUGAGCUCCCGUUGCCCGGUCCCUGCUCCUGCCAACCUAGCAGUUCGAAAGCACAUCAAAGUGCAAGUAGAUAAAUAGGUACCACUCCAGCGGGAAGGUAAACGGCGUUUCCGUGCGCUGCUCUGGUUCACCAGAAGCGGCUUAGUCAUGCUGGCCACAUGACCCGGAAGCUGUAUGCCGGCUCCCUCAGCCAAUAAAGCAAGAUGAGCACCACAACCCCAGAGUUGUGGUCAGGGGUCCCUCUACUUUUACUAUUAAGUUUCUAGCAAAUAUAACACCUAUUACAACAGAAACUCAAGAGACAAAAUUAAAAAUAUAAACAAAAAAGAUAAUAAGAAAAAUAAAAACACAUAUUAACACACACCCAAACCACACAAAUUAAUUGACUGUUUAAACUUCUAGCAUCAUUAACAUCAUUUGGACUUCCUCUGAGCCCUCCCUUCUGAAUUUCCUUGUAUUUAAAUGUAGCAGUUUUCCAAUAUCAUUAUUAAAACACAACAUUCCAAUUAAAUUCUAAUUUGUUAACUUUUCUUAAAGUUCAGAUCUCAGUUAUUUUACCAGUGGCGUAGCGUGGGGGGUGCAGGGGGGGCUGGCCGCACCGGGUGCAACAUCUGGGGGGGGGCGCACUCGCACUCGCAGCUCUCUGCCCCUACCUGGCUCACUCACUCUCUCUCACUGCAGUGCUGGCUGUGCGAAUCCGAUCCGAGCCGCUGGGUCGCCGCCCACUGUGGAGGGGGGGGUGCCAGGCGUGCGGUGCGGAGAGAGAGCGAGGGACUAUCUGGGGGGGGACAGUGCAGCGGCCGCCCAGCGCAGCGCUGAGCGCAGGAGAGAACCACACCAGACCAGACCAGGCAGCAGCAAGAAGAAGCUGGCAGCGGCGGCAGGUUAGGGGUUAGGGGGCGCAAAUUACUUGCCUUGCCCCGGGUGCUGACAACCCACGCUACGCCGCUGUAUUUUACAACUCUUACUUUCUAAUUUCUUAGUUUCUAAUUAGUACUUUCAAGUAGUUUCUAAUUUUUAAUAUUAUAAUAUUUGUUCAAAUGGUCUCUAAAUUCCUUCCACUCUUCUUGAUGUUCCUCUUCUUUCUGGUCGCGGAUUCUUCCAGUAAGGUCAGCCAGCUCCAUAUAUUCCAUCAUUCUCAUCUGCCAUUCUUCCACAGUUGGUAAUCCUUGUGUUUUCCAUUUCUGAGCUAUAAGAAUUCGAGCAGCGGUUGUGGCAUACAAAAAUAACUUUACAUCGUUCUUGGGCAUUUCAGAACCUAUUAUCCCAAGGAUAAAGGCAUCUGGUUGUGUUCACGUUGUUAGGAUAUUUCCGUUCCACCUUAAAAGGGAGCAGGCUUUGUGAGUCACAGAGUCUGCGUAUUUUCUGUUCACAGGAAGUUUAUGUUUGUACAUUGCUUUCGUUUUUCUCUCUGUGCCUGAGACAUCGAAGCAGGCAGUCAUGUUUUUUUCUUUGCUCUGAUCAACGCUGAAUAAACUUGUAAAUAUGCUCUCCUGAGUGCACCUUUCGUUGUGCGAACUCUGCUGAUAGAGCGUGCACGAGCUCUGGAACGUGGAAAGCUAUUUCUGAGGCUUCGUGUUGCUAAUUGACUGAUACUGCGUAUCUACCAGAGAUCGAUGGAUUGUCCGGCAUCGGCGUGGGGGCAUGAUGGAAUUUGUCUCCCUGGCAGUAUCCCAACACACAUUUCUGCCUUGUUGUUGUUGUUUAGUUGUGUCCGACUCUUCAUGACCCCAUGGACCAGAGCACGCCAGGCACUCCUGUCUUCCACUGCCUCCCGCACUUUAGUCAAACUCAUGCUGGUAGCUUCGAGAACACUGUCCAACCAUCUGUGCUGGGUGCCCAUUUGCAACUGGCUCAGUGUGUUCCUGUGUUAAUAUGAAGAGCCUUGAACAUCUUGCGUCCAGCAUACCUUAAAGCAGGGCCGGCCCAGGACAUUUUGCCAGCCCUGCCACCAAGACCACCCGAGCCCUUCUAAUCAAAGACGGGGAUAACAUGAGGGAGCAAUGUUAGUUGUUUCAAUGGCUUUUUUCCCCAGCCGGAGCCCGGCUUGGGAAUCUCUCAAGUGGGCGCCAUUCUAAGAGAACAAGGGAGAAGUUCGUGGUGAGCUUCCAGCACCUCUUUUUCUAGAAAAAUAGCACUGGUUGUUUCCCAUGUUAGAGAGGCCUGGCAGACCUCCACAAGAAAUCAGGUGUUUCGUGUCGCAGAUCCCAUGUUGUGGAAUGCUAUUCCAACAGAUAAAUGGCAGGCAGCCUUUGCAGGGCUGGAUUAAGACCUUUCAAGGCACUUAAAAAUUUUUGGUGCUCCCAUAUACAGUGGUACCUCAGGUUACAUACGCUUCAGGUUACAUACGCUUCAGGUUACAUAUGCUUCAGGUUACAGACUCUGCUAACCCAGAAAUAGUGCUUCAGGUUAAGAACUUUGCUUCAGGAUGAGAACAGAAAUUGUGCGGCGGCGCGGCAGCAGCAGGAGGCCCCAUUAGCUAAAGUGGUGCUUCAGGUUAAGAACAGUUUCAGGUUAAGAACGGACCUCCGGAACGAAUUAAGUACUUAACCCGAGGUACCACUGUAUAUCUAAUUCAAAAUAUAAACACGUAAACCUUGGUGAACCGAGUGGCCGUUUUUACCAGUUACCUGAUUCUAAUUUUGUUGCAUUCCCAAGAUUAACGUAUAUCAUUACUCUCUAAUGUUGCUAGCUAUUUAUUUAUUUAUUUAUUUAUGUAGUGUGCACUGUGUGUACAGUGGUACCUCGGAAGUUGAACAGAAUCCGUUCUGGAAGUCCAUUCGACUUCCAAAACGUUCAGGAACCAAGGCGCGGCUUCCGACUGGCUGCAGCGGAAGCUGCUUCAGACGUUCGUGUUCCAAUGAACGUUCACAAACCGGAAGAGUCACUUCCAGUUUUGCGGCGUUCGGCAGCCAAAGCGUUCGACUCGCAAUGCGUUCGGUAGCCGAGGUACGACUGUAUGUAAAUUUUUUUCAUUUAUUGUGAGAGCCUUUCCCCCCCAGCUUGCACCAUAAGCUCCAUGGUAAAUCUGGCAACGGAAAAAUUUCUGCAGUGUCCCCCUUCCAAAGUCAGUACAGUGGUACCUCGGGUUAAAUACGCUUCAGGUUACAUACGCUUCAGGUUACAGACUCCGCUAACCCUGAAAUAGUACCUUGGGGUAAGAACUUUGCCUCAGGAUGAGAACAGAAAUCGAGCUCCGGCGGCAGUGGGAGGCCCAAUUAGCUAAAGUGGUGCUUCAGGUUAAGAACAGUUUCAGGUUAAGAACGGACCUCCAGAACGAAUUAAGUACUUAACCCGAGGUACCACUGUACCACAAACAAAAAUAAGGUUCAUUCUUAAGAAUCCUGUGGAAGUUUACUGCACUGUGGUAUGUUAAAGAAGCAUUAUAUGUAGAAUUCUUUUGCAGUAUCCGUCGCAGGCCUGUAGCUAUGCUCCCUUGAACGGCACUCAGCUUCCACCUCUACUCCCUCCCCAAUUUCUAUUUCCCCUUCAGGCGGAGCUAGAGGAGGAGAAGAACAAGAUCACAGGCGCUUUUGAGCAAAUGCAUAACUUCCUGCAUGAGCUGCAGCGCUUUUGGCUGACUGAGCUGGAGGAUCUGGAGAAAGAGAUGAAGACGAAAAAGGAAAGUAAUAUCGUCAAGCUCUCACAGGAUAUCGCCUUUCUCAGUAGCCACAUCACAGACAUGGAAAAGAAGCGCCAACUGCCGCCUAUGGAGUUCCUGCGGGUGAGACAGUCAAACACAAAGGCAGCUCCCUGAUCCCGGGAGUACGGGUCCCUGGUGAAAUAUACUCAGAGUCAAGAGUAGAUUUCAUGCUCUUUAUUCAGCUCAUAGUGGUGAGGAGGAAUGAAAGUUCCCCCAAAGUAUCUGCUUUAUAUAUAUUAUUUACACAAUGGGCUGCACGUGAUUGGCUAAUUCUGGAAUUCUCCUGUAGGCCAAUCAGGUUGUGGAUUCACUUCUAUCUGGAGCAUGAUUGGGUGGUUCCUGCCAACCAAUCAUACUGCUGCAUUGUUCUAGGACCAAUCAGACUGCUGCAUUCUGAAUCCUAUUGUUCUAGGACCAAUCAGACUGCUGCAUUUUGGAUCCUAUUGUUCUAGGACCAAUCAGACUGCUGCAUUUGGAUCCUAUUCAACUCAGUACAUAACACCUGGGGAGGACACUUGGGCUCUGUACAAACUUAUUAUCCAUUUGUUGCACAAAGGAGUAGCUUUUUCUCAGUGUGGAACCAUGCAUGCUCAUCCUCAACAUUCUGGUUUCAGUCCAGGUUGCUUCUAGAACCUUCCAUCCCCCAAAGUGGGUGUGAUUACUUGAUACACAUUUGAAGAUGCUCUUUUGGAUUAGAUUUCUCCUGACUUUUCCUCCCUGCCCCAUAUCCCAGGCGAACGAAAAAGGAAUUGGGGGUUGAAAUCUUGGUGUACGCCCAGCCACAGUGACAUUGGGCAGGUCCCAGCCCCCAUUGCUGGGGCUGCCUCUGUCCAUUUUCAAAUGGAGGGGGGCGGGUAACGCAGAAUUGAUCUGCGUUAAGCUUUUAUUUUGAGAACGAAAGUGAUGUGUGAAAAAGCGCUUUUCCCAGGGCAACGAAUGUGUAAUAGGUCCAGGUUGUGUAUGGACUACUUGAUAGAAGAAAAUACAGUCUCUGUGUCCAUUGAAUGUACAACGUUUCUGUGUGCUCUGGCUUCCCUCACGGUGUCCCGUUGCACCAGAAGCUGUUUAGUUAUGCUGGCCACAUGACCCAGAAAGCUGUCUGAGGACGAACGCUGGCUCCUUCAGCCUCAAAGCGAGAUGAGCACCGCAACCCCAUAGUUGCCUUUGACUGGGCUUAACCAUCCUGGGGUCCUUUGUUGUUGUUUAGUCGUUUAGUCGUGUAGGACUCUUCGUGACCCCAUGGACCAGGCACUCCUGUCUUCCACUGCCUCCCGCAGUUUGGUCAAACUCAUGCUGGUAGCUUCGAGAACACUGUCCAACCAUCUCAUCCUCUGUCGUCCCCUUCUCCUUGUGCCCUCCAUCUUUCCCAACAUCAGGGUCUUUUCCAGGAGUCUUCUCUUCUCAUGAGGUGGCCAGUAUUGGAGCCUCAGCUUCAGGAUCUGUCCUUCCAGUGAGCACUCAGGGCUGAUUUCCUUCAGAAUGGAUAGGUUUGAUCUUCUUGCAGUCCAUGGGACUCUCAAGAGUCUCCUCCAGCACCAUAAUUCAAAAGCAUCAAGGUAAAGGGUAAAGGUAAAGGUAAAGGGGUCCUUUACCUUUUUAUAAUAUUGUGUGCAUGGAGCCUUCCAAGAAAAGUAAUAUCCAAUACAGUCAAACCUCGAGUUGAAUGUGCUUUGGGUUGAGCGCGUUUGAGUUGCACUCUGCGGCAACCCGGAAGUAACGGAGCGCAUUACUUCCGGGUUUCACUGCUCGUGCAUGCGCAGACGCUCAAAAUGACGUCACGCGCAUGCGCAUGCACAGACGCACCGUUGCAUCUUACGUUCCGUUUGGGAUGCGAAUGGGGCUCCGGAACGGAUCCCGUUCACAUCCCGAGGUACCACUGUAGAGCAAAAUGCCCUGUUUGUGUUCUGCCUGUGCAGCUGAGACCCAUUUCUCUCACUCUCUCUUUCAGGGCCUUGGGACUACGGUGGUCAGGUACGUGGCUCUUUCUCAGUCUCCUUCCUAUUCUUUUCCAGUGGCUGGUCACCCACAUUGGGUGCUGUUGUUGCUGCUGCUGCUGCUGUUUAAACCAUCUCUUAGGCUGACCCACCUUCCUUACAGGUUUGUGCUGUGGAAAAGAAAGCGGACAGUGCUGGGAAUCUCUACAGGCAUGGAAGAGAGACUCAUAAGUUACACUCAGAAAAAUUCAUUUCUGAAGGAUACCAUGGAGAAAUGCAAAGGUAUUCUUUGGGGUCGGGGGGUCAGUUCAUGGAAUGAGGAAGGACGCUGUUUGUCAGGCAGUUCCGCAUCUCUGUUGGUUGCUGCGAAAGUCAGAAUUUUGCUAAAGAGGAGCUGACUCUUACCUGGAAUGAUCCAGCGGGUCUCGAAACACAUUUCCCUCAUUCCAUCCACUUCCUAGAAUUCCUUUGAUGCCGUGGCCUCCUUGGCCGUGCACACACUUAGCCAUUUGUAGCACAAAAAUGCAGUUGAUCUCAGUCUGGAAUUUUUUCCUCCUCGUCCUCAACAUGCUGUUUUCAACCUAGAUGGAUUCUAGAUCCUGCCAUCCCUAAUGGGGCGUGUGGUUACCGUCUAGGUGUUCGAAAACCCUUCCCUUGAAUAGGUUAUCCAUGCCUUUCCCUCCCUGAACAUGCCCCAGGUGAGCGAAGAAGCAAGGAAGCGGUGUUUGUGAUCUUGGUAUAUACAUGGCAAGUUCGCACAGAAUCCAUUUGCGAUUAUAUUUUUUUCUCCACAUACCAGGGAUACUCUGAAAAGGAGAGGGGAUGAGAAAACCUGGGAUUGGGGAAGGCGAAAGUGUGGGGAGGUGCUGAUUUAGAGAAGACCCAUCAUAUGGAUUGACGGAACCUUACGGCCCACAUUAAACAACAGUAUGGACGAGCCCUUAGCUGAGAAGAGGAUGGAGAGAAAACUAGAAAUAGUUUUCUUUGCUUGUCAUUGACUCUGGCGCCAUCUGUUUGCCUUUAUGCCUGCCUACCCCCCAUUCCCAAUGGCAGAAAUCCACUGCUGAUCUAUGAGCAGAACGUGUGCCAAUUUUAUUCACAAUUGUAGUUUUUCUUUUUAGGCGAUGCAUAUCCUUGUUUUUCGUCCGUGAGUAAUUGGCCACCUGACCCAUCUUCUGCCCCCCCCCCCAUUAUAUCCACGAUAGGCCUCAUUAACCAAGAAUUUAGUAUGAGGGUGGGGCUUGGGGGGCAGGGACGGUUAACAAAUGAUAUACUUGAUGGACUUUUGACCACGUUUUUAAUUAGUUGCUCUUUCUUCUGUGUAACAGAGCUGCUGAUGCAGGCACCGAACAAAGGUAAACUAUCUGUAAGGAAUGGAAGAAAAGAAAAUGUUCACCAGUGUCAAUCCCUCAUUCAAGUAUUUCAACUGGUUGCCUUCAUUUUUCUUUUAUUUAGUUUGUUAAAUUUAUAUACCCAAUCUUAAUUAGAAUAUCUCAGGGCCUUAGGCGGGUGGCUUGUUGCAACCCUCUUCGGGAAAAGUCAAUUUAUUUCCUUUCAUAUGAACAGAAAUUGGGCUCAUUAAUGAGAGGACAACUAAGAUGCUUGAUGGCAGGGAUUCCACAUGUGGUAUAGUCAGUGCCUGCUUAAUCCAGAAUGGGGCAGCUAGACUGGUGACUAGGAGCAGCUGCCGAGACCAUAUAACACUGGUCCUGAAAGACCUACUUUGGCUCCCAGUACGUUUCUGAGCACAAUUCAAAGUGUUGGCCUUUAAAGCCCUAAACGGCCUCGGCCCAGUAUACCUGAAGGAGCGUCUCCACCCCCAUCAUUCAGCCCGGACACAGAGGUCCAGCGCCGAGGGCCUUCUGGUGGUUCCUUAACUGAGAGAAGUGAGGUUACAGGGAACCAGGCAGAGGGCCUUCUCGGUGGUGGCACCCACCCUGCGGAACGCCCUCCCCUCAGAUGUCAAGGAAAUAAACAACUACCAGACUUUUAGAAGACAUCUGAAGGCAGCCCUGUUUAGGGAAGUUUUUAAUGUUUGAUGUUUUGUUGUGCUUUUAGCAUUCUGUUGGGAGCUGCCCAGAGUGGCUGGGGAAACCCAGCUGGAUGGGCAGGGUAUUAUUAUUAUUAUUAAUAAUAAUAAUAAUAAUAAUAAUUUAGGAAUGUGGGACUUCCAAAAUAUCCAUAUGUGAGUGGGGGUCCACAGUGCCUCUCUGUCCUCAACCUGCCUGUAAUUGAAGGAGUGGUCCUUUCCACUCUUUGCUGGGCCCCAGAAACAGGCCUGGAGUGUUUUCGAGUCUCUCUCUAGUAGUGAGACUGAGCCUUCACCUGGCAUCAUCAACCACCCAACCUCCUUUGUCAUAUCCUCCUCCUCUUCUUCUUCUUCUUCUUCGCAGUGAGCAUCACUCUGGAUCCAGGAACCGCCCACUCCUUUCUUGUUGUAACCGAGGACCUGAAGACUUUGAGAAGAAGAAGGGAAAUGCAGGACGUUCAGGACAACCCUGGGAGAUUCGACAGCAUGCUCUACGCGCUGGGCCAUGCAAAAUUCACCUCAGGAAGAUAUUGGUGGGAGGUGGUGGUGGAAGAGGAGAAGGAGGAAAGGGAACGGGCCAACUGGGCCGUAGGGGUUGCAAAAGAGUCUGUCAGGCGCAAAGGCUUUGUCCGCAUGAGUCCUUCUGAGGGGAUCUGGGCCAUUGGGAAGGGAAAGGAUGAGUCAGCCUCAUCUGAUCCCUUCUGGGCUUCAACCCUCCCUGAGCGGACCCCUUUGAGCUUGAGCUAUGAGCCCAGGAAGAUCCGGGUGUCCCUAGACUAUGAUCAGGGCUGUGUGGAAUUCUAUAAUGCCCACACCGACGACUUGAUUUUCAAUUUCCAACAAGCCUCAUUCUCUGGGGAGAAGGUCCAGCCCUUUUUCCAUGUUUGGUGGGGAGCUGGUCUGAAGUGUUGA